Molecule: messenger RNA, 537 nt
Organism: Acanthocheilonema viteae
Lineage: Eukaryota; Metazoa; Nematoda; Chromadorea; Rhabditida; Onchocercidae
Source: the annotation of a GenBank genome assembly
AUGUUGAACUUCAGGAAAACCAGGACGGCAGUGACGAUAGCCGUUGUCCGAUAUGCUGACAACCAGCUAACCACACUGCCACCCGCAAAUGGUCGCAGAAGAAGCGGGAACGGGAACAGGAGCGGGGUACAUAUAUAUCUACAAAGAUGGCAGCAUAAUGAUGAUGAUGAUGAUGAUGAUGUUUGGCAUGAAGGAGAGAGUGUGGCCCCUCGACAACGAGUGGUGCUCCAGGAGUCAUUAUUUGUUGCCUUGUUACUGAUGAAUUGUAGUGGCGUGGCAUCGAUUCCCUCUGUGGUAUUUCCUGGAACGGAAAGUUACUUCGAUGAAAUUGUUCCCUUUAAUGCAAACACUGAUGUUAUUUCAUGGGAUGGGAAUUGGAUAGAUUUUCUAAGUAAACUUUGCUUCCAACCGUUUAUGCAACACCGUUACAUCGUAAAAUCUCAUCAUCCACUGCUAACACCAUCUCAGUUACGUUUCUCUUCAUCAGCUGAUUUUCCACCAACACAGUUUGCUGCUCGAAAUUCAUUCUCAUCAUGA